CUUGCUGGGGCUAUGAAGCGUUCCGUCACACUCCAGAGUAGGGGAAGGACAAGCUAGCGGUGACAUCACAUAAUGGGUGGGUUUCAUUGUUGUACUUGGAAUCAGAGGCCGGCCGUGUUGGGGGAAAGAGCAGCUAAGAAAAAGUUCCUGAACUGCUUAGCCUCGAUGAUGUCAGUAUUUGGGUGCCUUGUGCGAGCUUUACCAACUCGCGAGAGAAUGGAUUUGAAAGCAAAAACUACAUAGUACUCUAAGCUGUAAAAGCUUGGAGACUUGUUCACUGGCACCAUGGGAGAUGCUGUUGCUGAGCUUGUACCUGUGGACUCCUUGGACUGUUCUGAAAGCCUAUCACCACAAGUCAGCAGCGAACUGCAACAUAGUUGCAUUUCAGAAAUUGAUGGGGAGGUUCCUGCCAUUAUUGAUCCUGAGGUCGCAAAAAAAGCAUGCGAAGAUGUGCUAGAGAAGGUCAAACUUAUGCACACUGCUGUUAUAGACAGUGAAGACCAGGUGGAUUGCAGUGAAAUGAAAAAUGUCUCAUGGACUGGCUCAGAACUGACAAAAGGAGAUAUCAUGCAUGAUGCCAGGAGUGCAGGUGUAGAAAUAUCUUCAGGUAUGCCUGCAAAAAUUGAGGAGGAGGAAUGUCUGAUGGACUUGAACACUGUAAAAACUGCCAGGAGGAGACAAAAGAACAACUCUGCUAAACAAUCCUGGCUUCUGCGACUCUUUGAGUCAAAGCUGUUUGACAUCUCAAUGGCUAUUUCAUACUUGUACAAAUCAAAGGAACCAGGGGUGCAAGCUUAUAUUGGGAAUCGGUUAUUUUACUUCCGGAAUGAGGAUGUUGAUUUUUAUUUACCACAGCUACUAAAUAUGUAUAUACACAUGGACGAAGAUGUGGGGGAUGCUAUUAAACCUUACAUUGUCCACCGCUGCAGACAGAGCAUCAAUUUUUCUCUUCAGUGUGCCUGGUUACUUGGAGCAUACUCUUCAGAUAUGCACAUUUCUACACAGCGGCACUCCCGUGGGACCAAACUUAGAAAACUCAUCCUUUCUGAUGAACUGAAACCCGCUGUCAAGAAAAAGGAGUUACCACCCAUUUGCUCAGCAGUUGAUACUGGUCUUUCUCCUUCCAAACGAACUCACCAGCGAUCCAAGUCAGAUGCUACUGUCAGCAUCAGUCUCAGCAGCAGUCUGAAACGGACAGCCAGCAAUCCCAAAGUGGAAAAUGAGGAUGAGGAGUUGUCAUCAAGUUCAGAAAGUCUUGAGCGGUUAUUUGUUUCACAACCAGUGAGACUGGCUCCAGAAAAAGAGUUUAUCAAGUCACUGAUGGGCAUCGGUAAAAGAUUGGCCACUAUGCCAACUAAAGAGCAGAAGACUCAGCGUCUCAUUUCGGAACUCUCUCUUUUAAAUCAUAAGUUGCCAGCACGAGUUUGGCUUCCAACUGCAAGUUUCGAUCACCAUGUUGCCAGAGUUCCCCACACGCAAGCAGUAGUACUAAACUCCAAGGACAAGGCACCCUAUCUAAUAUACGUUGAAGUACUUGAAUGUGAAAAUUUUGAGACUUCUCCAGUCCCUGUACGAAUUCCAGAAACUCGAAUCAGAAGCACCAGAUCUGUGGAAAAUCUUCCAGAAUGUGGUAUCACUCAUGAACAGCGAGCCAGCAGCUUUACGACUGUUCCAAAUUAUGACAAUGAUGAUGAGGCUUGGUCCGUAGAUGACAUUGGAGAGCUUCAGGUGGAGCUGCCAGAAGGUCACACUAACAGUUGUGACAACAUUUCCCAGUUUUCAGUGGAUAGCAUCACAAGCCAAGAGAGCAAGGAACCAGUGUUCAUUGCUGCUGGGGACAUCAGGCGGCGUCUUUCUGAACAGCUUGCUCAUACCCCUACAACAUUUAGAAGAGACCCUGAAGAUCCAUCAGCUGUGGCUCUAAAAGAACCUUGGCAGGAAAAAGUAAGGAGGAUCAGAGAAGGUUCCCCUUAUGGCCACCUUCCCAACUGGCGUCUGCUGUCUGUGAUUGUUAAGUGUGGUGAUGACCUCCGUCAGGAAUUGCUUGCAUAUCAGGUCCUCAAACAGCUGCAGGCUAUCUGGGAGCAGGAGAGGGUGCCACUUUGGAUUAAACCUUACAAGAUCCUAGUAAUAUCUUCUGAUAGUGGCAUGAUUGAGCCAGUUGUAAAUGCUGUGUCCAUUCAUCAGGUGAAAAAGCAGUCAUCACUGUUAUUGUUGGAUUACUUCUUACAAGAACAUGGAAACUACACAACAGAGGCUUUCCUAACUGCACAGCGCAAUUUUGUGCAGAGCUGUGCUGGCUACUGUUUAGUCUGUUACCUGCUGCAGGUUAAAGAUAGGCACAAUGGUAACAUUUUACUAGACUCUGAAGGCCAUAUAAUCCAUAUCGACUUUGGAUUCAUUCUGUCCAGCUCUCCUCGGAAUCUUGGAUUUGAAACGUCAGCAUUUAAACUCACCACUGAAUUUGUAGAUGUAAUGGGUGGUCUGGAUGGUGAUAUGUUUAACUAUUACAAGAUGCUGAUGUUGCAAGGCCUUAUUGCUGCUCGGAAGCACAUGGACAGAGUUGUACAAAUUGUAGAAAUUAUGCAGCAAGGCUCCCAGCUGCCUUGUUUCCAUGGCUCCAGUACUAUUCGUAACCUGAAGGAACGUUUUCAUAUGAGUAUGACUGAAGAGCAGCUCCAAAUGUUAGUUGAUCAGAUGGUUGAUGGCAGUAUGAGGUCCAUUACCACCAAACUGUAUGAUGGUUUCCAGUACCUCACCAAUGGCAUUAUGUGACACUAUACCACUCCUUGUUGGCUAAAAUUAUCAUGAAGCUCUUUAGAAGUGAAAGUUUGAUGAUUGUCCUGGUCAUGGAAGGAGAAAAAAAACAAGCAUAAAGAAGAGAAGGGGAACAGUUUUAACCUAAGAAUGACUGGAUCAUAUUAAAUAGCACCUCACAGUACUGUUGAAAUAUUUUAUUAAAACAGAAAACGCAAACUGUGCAGCGAAGAAUGUAAAAAUCUGAAGGGAUCAUGUAGUAAAUAAACUUAAGAUUUAUUUUGAUAUAUCCUAGUCCAGUAACUAUGGGAGAAAGCCAUUUCUCUGGAUUAUGUGAAACACCUUUUACACUUGUGAUGAAAAUUGUAAAAUAUGCACGUCUGUCUUUUGACUGUUCAAGUUUCAGUAUUACAUCUUCCAGCAUCAUCUUGCAGCUUACCAUUUUUGUUGGCUUUUAUAUUUUUCAACAGUUUUGCAGCUUAUAUGGGCAACCUUGUAUAUCGCAUUUUCUUUGUCAGCCUAACUACUUGCAAGCAUUAACCUAACUUCGUCAACCAUUGCAGUAUCGCACUGAUCUAAUAACAGUCGUCCUUAGUCUAUGUAGGCAUGUUUUUGUUUUUUGGUAAGUGGUAUUGUCCUAGAAUGCUGAAGUGAAGGUGUCAGAAAAUUUUCUCCAGCAAUUGCUGAUAGUAGCCCUGCGUUUUAUGCAGUUUGGUUUCUUGUUAAUCUUUGACAAGAUUUCUAUAAUCAUAAUUAUGUAGUCAUCUGCAAGUGGAGAUUGGUAUUCCCAAUGCUCUCUUCCAGUGUUUGCUGUCUAGUUUAAUGCUGAUCAAUAAGAAUCUGUGCAGUGUCUUUCUUCCCCCUCAGGAAAAUGGCUUAAUUUUGUUGCCUGUAGCUACCAGAGUCCCAUUUGUAUUUUGUAAAAUGUACAUUUGCUCAGUCUAGGGACUGCCUAAGGAACAGACCACUUAAUGAAGGGCUGGAAAUGGUUUUACAGAAGUGGUAAUUCUUUUACACUUUUAAAUACAGGCCACAAACUUAUUUUGCCCACUAUUGUUUGGAGCAAACAUUUAUUCUUUUUGGGAGGGGCUAGAUUUUAACUGAAUGGGAAGGGGGUUCUAUAUUUGUACCAGUCUGCUUCCGUAACAGAAACCAUAUUCUUUAAUUUGUGUUACUGUCCACUUCUUUAAAAAUCAGAUGCACUAGUUGCAUCUAAAAAUGUAGGUGUAACAAAAGGCACAAGUUUGUCUUUGCCUCUACUGUUAUGCCAAAACUGAAGGUCUUAGCACAGUGAUGUCCAAAAAUCUCUUAUGUGCUCUUUAUUGUGUUUGUGCUUUCUUAGCAUUGCAUUUGUAAGGUUGAGAUUACUGUAGUUUACAGAGGAAAAUUAUUUUUAAUACUGAAUUAAUGUACUACUUGGUUUUCUGACUCUAAUUACUUAACACAUUCAGUAGCAAGCAUCACAUUGUAACCAAAACCUCUUGCAUCUUGCACUGGUUGCAACAAGAAUUUGUAGAGUUGUGCUGGAGUCUUAUUAAAUAUUCUUUUUAUACAGUUGAAGUAGCCCAUUCUAAUCCCAUCUUUCAUCAUUGAAUCCUAGUAAUGUUUGAUAGCAAGGUCAUAAAACCAGCUGAAUAUAAUUUUAAAACUGAACAUUUUGAAGAUCCAGUUUGAACUUUUCACCUUUAGGCAGUGCUGCAUUUUAUUCUUGUGCUCUUUUGUUACAUAAUUGAACAUCCAUUUUCCUAUCUCUUGUAAUGUUAACUUUGAGAUAGCCAGUGCCUCAGUGCUCCCACAUGGAAAAAAGGAGGAGAGUGGUUUGAGCAGCUCAUCCGCACUGAAAAGCAGAUGUUGGCCAUCGCUGCCUGUUUUUCUGGCCACUGCUGUUUUUUGGGGGUUUUUUUUAGAAUUCCUGAACCACUACCUGCAGCACUACCUGUGGAAAUGAUUUUGAAUGUAUACUUUGAUAGUAGGCCUUCUAAAUUGCUACAAAGGGUCGAACUCCAUGUGCUUGUGACUUAAAUAACCUACUGUCCCACCUAUUGCUGACAUUACUGCUAAGAAUACCGUAGUGCGUAAAUCUGUAUUGUGCCUUGCUGUACAUGAGAAACUGAAAUCUUCUAUGCAUCCAUGAUGACCCUAGGGUUCCCUAUCUUUAUGGGUGUUUGCUCUGGAUUUUGUUUUUAUUGUUUGACACUGUCUAUAUAAUUUACAUGUUUGGUCACGCUGGCAGACUCUUGAUGUUUGUAGCCAAGAACCCCUUUUAUUAGCACUUAACAGUCAUCUAAAUGCUUCUUCUCUACCAAAAUUUUGUAUCUUUUACAUUAUCGUGUAUGUUUGUAUUAAUGCUGUGCAACUGUUUUUGAAUUUUGUUAAAGGAGUGACCCACAGAAUUAAGAGACAUGAUUUGUCAGUAGUUUUUUGUGUCUGCGGGUUGUGAGUAUAGUGCAGAGUAUAGCAGGAUUUUUGUGAAAAUGAGUCAAAAACUGCAGAAGCUGACACACCAAAGCGGGACACUGCAGGGGGAGAGGAUAUCCCCUUUCCAAGGCUGCAGUAACCGUAGUUAUAAUAAAUAUAGGUGCAGGGGAAAAUGUCUUUGCUCAUGGAGAUUGUGAGGGUUUUUUGCCUCAUUUUUUGUAUUUAAAUACAGUGUGUUCAUUUUUUUGUGGGUGUGCGUGAAACGGCAUUCAAGUUUUGAUUUAUUGUUCUGCAUCUGUGUAAAUGUUGUCCUGAAAACUUAUUGAAGAGUUUAAGUGAACCUGUUGCAGUUUUACAGACACCUGUAACUUUUUUUUUUUAAAUCAGAGUUUAUAAAACUCUUCUGCCCGUUUAUGAGAUUCUUGUUUCCAGUGACAGAGAUGCAACUGAAAUGUGAAUGUGUCUUGUAGGUUUUUUGGAAUCCAUUCGUAGCAGCAGCACAAGUGAGUAACUUCCUCAGGCAUAAAAUACUGUUGCUGUGAAAAUAGCAUUCCAGAUACUGUUGUCUCACAAAUUUUUGCUAGUAAGUUGUAAAUGAGUUUAGUAGCAUGUUUAACUGCAUAUUUUAACCACAUUAUGGCUCUAUCACUGGUGCAUGAAAGAAAAGGACUGGAAAAAAGAGAACUACUACUAAUGUUUGUAAGAGCUUGAUCCCUGAGUUUCUAAAACUACUCUAACAUGGUAGUUUCUGAGGAAAAGUCCAGAUGGGAAACAAGGCUCAUUGGGAUUACUGACACAACAGUGAAAUUCACAGUCCUUCAGCAAUAUAUAAUUUGCAAAUUCUAGGUGGUUUACAUUUUUUAAUCUUUGUUUUUAAUGCUGCUGCUGUUUGUUUUGUCACUUUAACAGACUACACUUUUUCCCAAAUAAAUGAAAAGGGUCUUACGUGAAAA
Messenger RNA from Protopterus annectens (West African lungfish), 6128 nucleotides. RefSeq names its product phosphatidylinositol 4-kinase beta (gene PI4KB). The record is from RefSeq and is a predicted model, not a curated record. The transcript is spliced from 12 exons. Bases 286 to 2775 code for a protein of 829 amino acids. Gene Ontology annotation, molecular function: 1-phosphatidylinositol 4-kinase activity. NCBI's taxonomy places the organism in Eukaryota, Metazoa, Chordata, Ceratodontiformes, Protopteridae. Gene Ontology annotation, biological process: phosphatidylinositol-mediated signaling; phosphatidylinositol phosphate biosynthetic process. Gene Ontology annotation, cellular component: cytoplasm; membrane.